Pochonia chlamydosporia 170 is the source of this 6564-nucleotide messenger RNA. Its product is annotated as CCR4-NOT core subunit CDC39. Gene Ontology annotation, molecular function: molecular adaptor activity. Gene Ontology annotation, biological process: nuclear-transcribed mRNA catabolic process, deadenylation-dependent decay. The record is from RefSeq and is a predicted model, not a curated record. The transcript has 3 exons. Bases 1 to 6564 code for a protein of 2187 amino acids. Gene Ontology annotation, cellular component: P-body; CCR4-NOT core complex. Lineage: Eukaryota; Fungi; Ascomycota; Sordariomycetes; Hypocreales; Clavicipitaceae.
AUGGUCCCUCCGCAAAGAACGGGAUCAUUUUCACCAAACCCGGCCCAGAACCUUCAGACUGCAAGUAAUCAUUCCCCCCAUCCGUCGCACGCUGGUGUCCUUAGUGCUGGCGCAAGCCCCAGCACCAGCAGUCCGACAGGGCCCAACUCCGUGACGAAGAUCGUUGUCGCACAAGUCUACCUUUUACUUAGUACCAUUAAGGAAGAAAAGGAGGAUACCGCCAAGUGGGAUUCAAAGGGAGCUCAGCUACAAAAGCUCAUCAAUGAGAACGGUAUGGAGGUUUUUUCAAAAUAUUUCACCCGGUUAGUUGCCGGCAAUGUCUCCCAGAUAUUCCCCAGCCUCAACCGACCGGUGACGGGUUCCGGCAAUUACCACAUCCUCGCGGCUGAAAUGCGGAAAAUCGCACACGAGCCAGACCAGGCCAGCAAAAUAGCCGAGUCUGUCGAGAGUGGAACAGAGGACAUAUUCCGCGAUUUCGAUCUCUCGACAUUCAUGGAGCAUUUCAAACUUGACGCUCUAGAGAAGUCGCUCCUGGCCCUGGCAUUCAAGACGGGAUCGCGGUCAGACCUGAAAACCAAAGCCGAUGCUAUUUUGUCGACAAAUUUUCCUACAUUUCUGGACAUUAUUUCGCGUCCUGAAAUUGAGGCACACUCGGACUUGUCUCCAGCCUUUGUCGCUCUGAUCGUCGACCGGUUUUUACAGUACCACCCCCCCAGCUUCAACGCCUCCUCCCGACGUGACUUACAAAACUACAUUUCCAAGAGAUACCAUAGCGUGGAACAGGCUCCUCCCUCCGAAGUUUUGGCAGCACUUGACAUCGGUCGAGUUUUGGCUGACCGACCGGCGAAUGCUCUCUCUAGAUUUAUCCAGAAGACGGGCCCCGAAUUCACUCGGGAUGAGGAGUCUUGUCUCGUAUAUUUGCAAAAUCGGCCCAACAACGUGCAACUCAACUCUGAACAGGUUUCCGCUGCUCUCACAUAUACGACCCUCAGCCAAUCCCCUGAACAUGAUCCAUCCGUCCUCGUCUCCGCACUGCAGCGUGUCACUUCCAAAUCCUUCGAUUGGAAUGAGGUGGUUUUGUUCUUCGACCAACCAUCCGCACGGAUUUCGUCCUCCCAAUUCCUGCGGCUUUAUAUGGCUUUGCUACCGAUAGCGAGAGACUCGAAAUACAACUUCGACAUCCAGAGGCUCUGGGGUGGUUCUUGGAGUGAACCAGAGGCACAGCUGUCCUUCGUUAGCGCGUACGCAUCCUUGGGUCCCGAUCAGUUGGAUGCGACUACCAUUCCUGGCUUGAGGAAGAGUAUCACGAUCGAAGACUAUGCCAACUCUCCAUCAAAUGUUCAGGAGCGUGCGUUGGUAGCGGUCAAACAUCCUUUGGUGUCUGUCGCUGCCCUUUCCGCCAUAUUCAAUGUUGCACUGAAUUCUGUCCACGCGUCACAAAGCGUUGAAGCCAAGAGGCUGUUCCAGGAGGUCGUUGUUCCUAACUUGGAUAUUUUUCUUGUAUCCGCACUGGAGGUUCCACGAGAUACCUGGGCUCCCAUGGCCGUGGAUACGUUAAACUCUCUAUUCGAAAACUUCUUGCACAAACGGUCUCCCGAGUAUGAUUUCGUUUUGGACAGCUUGUGGAGGAAAGACAAGGAUUGGGUGAUUCAACGACUAAUUGACGCUCAUGCGGUCAAACCCGUGGACCUUCCCCUCAUUUUUGAACACGCAGUUCGACAUCAUUGGCUAGAUGUUCUUGUCUACCUUCCAAACGGCUUCGGUAUUGAUCUCGCUGCUUUCGCCCAUGCAGAGAACUUCCUGGACUUGAAUAAUUGGGCCAGCUUCAACGCAGAAAGAAGUGUGGAAAUGUCCCGGACACUGGUACAGUUUCUUCUUAUCAAGGCUGAUUUAGAGAUUCGGUACCAGCGUCCUGGCGAUGGGCAACUGCAAGCAAAGCCAAGUACCAGUCUUCAAGUCCGUACGGUAUCGGCUCUGUUGCAAAUUCUGGAGGACUUUUUACCCAAGGCACCUGUGCAAGACCUUAUCAUGGUCCAGCGCCUCUGCAUCACGGCAUAUCCUCGAUUGAUCAAUUACGGUGAAGGAUAUGAUGACAUUAUUGACGCAAGUGGAAAAGACGGUAACAGUUUACCGACAACCGCGAAUGCCAAAAUGGAAGACCAUUACAAGAAGAUGUAUGGCGGUGAGGUCGAAGUGAAGACGAUUGUGGACAUUUUGGAUCGGUACAAGCAUUCUCGCGACCCCUUGGAUCAGGAUAUUUUUGCUUGUAUGAUCCAUGGCCUGUUCGAUGAAUAUAACCACUACCAAGAUUAUCCCUUGGAGGCCUUGGCUACGACGGCAGUUCUUUUUGGCGGCAUUAUCUCACACAAGUUAAUAUCAGAUCUGCCAUUGAAGAUUGGACUCGGUAUGAUAUUGGAAGCUGUUAGAGACCACGUUCCUGAUAAGCCGAUGUACAAGUUCGGCCUCCAAGCCCUGAUUCAGCUAUUUGUACGUUUCCGCGAGUGGCCAGGAUUUUGCCGACAACUGCUGCAAAUACCGGGUCUGCAGGGUACCGAUGCCUUCAAGAGGGCUGAGGAGAGUGUACAAGAUCACGAAGAGGAACUUUCCCGCUCUCGUAACGGCACCGGUACCCCCCUAGCGAUGGCGUUCAACACCGAUACUUUCACCAAUGGCGGAUCCGAAGACCAACCCGGUGUCGACACGCAAGCACCCGCAUUUACGGCCGUCAAUAUCGAUCCGAUUCCCCGAGAUGCCGAGUUUGAAGAGCCCGGUGAGGAAGAGCAGGGCAAGAUUCAAUUCGUCUUGAACAACAUUACCGAAGGAACUAUUCAGUCUAUGCGGAACGAAUUGAGAGAAAUGCUGGAACGCAAGCAUCAGCAAUGGUUUGCAAGCCACCUUGUGGAAGAACGUGCUAAAAUGCAGCCGAAUUACCACCACGUUUAUCUCGAGCUUGUCACUCUUUUACAGGACAAGGCGCUCUGGGACGAGGUCCUGCGGGAAACAUAUGUUAGCGUCUCGCGAAUGCUGAAUUCCGAGGCAACGAUGCAAAAUUCGACCGACCGAACGCACCUCAAAAACCUUGGUGGUUGGCUAGGCUUGUUGACUCUUGCUAGAGAUCGUCCAAUCCGUCAUAGGAAUAUUGCAUUCAAGCAGCUGCUCAUCGAAGCUCACGACACCAAGAGACUCAUCAUCGUCAUCCCUUUCGUGUGCAAAGUUUUGACCCAGGGUGCCACGUCCGCUGUCUUCCGACCCCCUAAUCCCUGGCUCAUGGAUAUCAUUCACCUGUUGAUUGAAUUGUAUCACCACGCAGAGUUGAAGCUGAACCUCAAAUUCGAGAUCGAAGUCCUCUGCAAAGGGUUGAAUCUUGACCACAAGAGCAUUGAACCAUCUGGCGAGAUUCUGAACCGACCUGCUUUGGAGGAGACAGCGGAACUUCUAGCUCCAGAGCAGUUGGAGGCCUUCGACAAUUUGUCUUUGAACGGACUCGGAUCUGCUGUUGGCGGCACCAUCUCGACACAGGCCGUGGCCGCUACUAUUCCGGACCUUGGACCCCUGAUCAUAAUACCUCCUACCAACGAGAUGGUUAUCAGCACAACUCGCCUGCACGAAAUUGUGAGAAAUGCCAUGACGCGUGCACUACAAGAUAUCAUCCAACCUGUUGUGGAUAGGUCUGUGACCAUUGCAGCCAUUUCGACUGCACAAAUGGUCCGGAAGGACUUUGUGGCUGAGCCUGAUGAGAAUCGCAUGCGUGCGUCUGCGAUAAGCAUGGUAAAGGCAACCGCCGGCGGAUUAGCUUUGGUGACUUCCAAAGAACCCCUAAGAGCCAACCUGACCAACCACAUGCGAAACUUCGCGAACGACUUGCCAUCCGGGCUUCCUGAAGGCACCAUCAUCAUGUGUGUGAACUCCAAUUUGGACCUUGCACUUAGCAUUAUCGAGAAACAAGCAGAGGAGCGAGCUGUUCCGGAAAUUGAGGACAUGAUUGAGCCAGAUCUCGAGGCCAGAAGACGCCAUCGCAUGCAACACCCCAAUGAACCCUUCUUUGCAGCUACUGUGAACCGUUGGGCCAUGACGAUUCCAAACCCAUUUAAGCUGUCUCCCACCUCCAAUGGUCUCAACCCGGAACAAAUGGCUAUUUACGAAGACUUCGCCAGGCAGUCUCGAACCACACCAGCCACGGCACCAUCACACGCAGCGUCGGCUUCAGAUGCCACACGAUCUCUGGCGAACGAAGUGCUUCAAGAGCCGUACCCCAACAUUCCGAACAUUCCCACCCCUGCUGAAACUCCUUCAAUCCAGCAUCUGGGCACACAAAUGCAGCCCUACGCACCGGUGCAGAGCGCUGCUGCCAAUUCUAUCCCCAGUGGGCGCAAUGCUGGCUUCCAUCAAAUGGACGUCAGAGGCCUGGCCGAUAAAGUAAACAGACUACUACAAGAACUGUUGCGUGUCGCUGGUGAGGCUCGGGAGGAUCACUUUCUAGAUCUGCCUAGACCACACAUUGUCCUAGAUGUAGUGGAUGCCCUUGUUCAGUUGAUUAUCAAGACCUCACAGAACUCAGAAGAGUUUGCUAUCUAUGCGGCUGAGCAGAUUAGCGCUCUUAUUUUCCAACAAGUUGAGGAUAACUUGACCCUGGAAAGCUUGGUACAUGUGCUGGAAACUCUUCGGAAAAUAUCUGGCCACGCUCUGAACAGCCGUGUUCGCGCUCUUUUCAGCCAGCAACCUGGGUCAAAUUUCUUGAACCUGCCUCUACUUGCGGCCCUCAUCCGGACCGACUUGCUUGACUGGAGAAGUAUUGACCUGGCAAUGUCCAAGGCCAUUGAAGCCCGUAAGGAUGGAUCGCUUGAAUUCCUUGAACACAUGCUUGACCUCGCGUUAUUGAACAAUCGCCCAAUCGCACUGUACGCAGACUUUGUUCGAACUCUGGAGACCGCUUGGGCGUGGAUCUCGGAAGAACCCAACAGUGUUGCUGGGCAGAGACUGAAGACGAAACUGAUGGGUUCAGGGCUGCCUCAACCUUCCCGCGGACCGACAGAUGCAGACAGCCAGGGAGCUGGUUUCCGGCAAGACCAGAUGGAAUACGUCUUUGAGGAAUGGGUCCAUCUUUGGAACAACCAGAACGCUCUUGACAAAUCCACCACCGUGUUCAUUCAGCAGCUGCAAGCGAAGCAAGUCAUACGGGAUAAAGAAGACUUUUUCCUCUUUGUACGAACCGCAAUCGAUUUGUCCGUUGAUCGAUUCGAGCACAUUCUCCACGCCGGUGUUAUAAGCGAUGCUUAUGUCAUGGUUGAUGCCUUGGCUAAACUUAUCAGCAUGUUUAUCAGCAUGCAUGAGGACUCAUCCACGUCCCGUGCUUCAUUCCUCGACUCUGUUUUGGUGUUGAUUACCCUGGUAAUCAAUCAUCAUCAUGUCAAGAGAGGCGAGCAAUUGAACCAGAGAGUCUUCUUCCGUUUGCUGUCAAUGUUGCUGCAUGAAGUACACAACAGCUCUGAAAGUCUUUCAGACGAAGAGCAGCGCAAUAUGAUGCUGAAAUUUGCAGCCAGAUUCUACGAUUUGGGUCCGCUGCGGCUCCCUGGUUUCACUUUUGGAUGGCUCUCGCUCAUUCAACAUCGGGUUUUCCUCCCCGUCGUGCUGCAAAUGCCCGACAAUGCCGGAUGGAGACUUUACGCCAAACUUUUGGUUCAGCUUCUCGACUGCCUCAGUGAGCAGCUCAAGGCUUUUAACAUUAUGACAGUGUCCAAAGAGGUCUACAGGGCGACUCUCAAACUACUUGUUGUCCUGCAGCACGAUUUUCCGGACUUCGUAGCUGGCAAUCAUGUGAGACUUUGCGCUAGCAUUCCUCCCCAUUGCACCCAGUUACUCAACGCAGUGCUGUCAGCAAAUCCUCAGCAGGGAUAUACCAAAUUAGCGGACGGCAAGGAGGAUAUCAAGACCUACCCGGGGCUGAUAGAGGAAGCCAGGGCAAUGCUGCAGGAAGGUGGCCUGUUGGACUUGGUGGACCAAACACUUCAGAACGGCCCUUCAGAGGACGUUGUCGCACAGCUUGCUCAUGCCAUGACGCAGAGCAAGCCGCGGGAGACUGCCUACGGACACAUUGCUGUUGCAGCCAACCCACACGUCAUUGGCUCCAUUGUUAUUUACAUUGGCAACCAGGCUGCUGAACGGCUGUCGCAAAGCUCGGCAUCAAUCACGGUGACUGGCAGCGAACCAGAGGUGUCGACUUUGUCGCUCCUUAUUCAUGAACUGGCACCAGAGGCUAGAUAUUACUUGAUUGCCAGCAUGGUGAACCAACUACGAUUCCCGAACAGCUUGACAGACUUCUUUAGCCAGGUCCUCCUCUACAUUUUUGGAAAGGAUCUAAAUGACCCUGAAGAGUCUGAUAUUCGCCAAGAAAUCACUCGAGUGUUUCUGGAACGCCUGGUCGGGUACUGGCCUCAGCCGUGGGGUCUCAUGCGGACCGUCUUGGAGCUUGUGAAGAACGACAAGUACAUGUUUUUUGACCUUCCGUUCAUCAAAUCAACCCCAGAGGUUGCUGAGAGGUUCGCUGCCGUUCUUCAAAGAGCUUAA